AUGAUGCUACGAGAGUACAGACAGGGGGGGUUCACUGAGAACGGGCUUUCGUAUCUCCUUGAGAAAUGCACUCGGCUGGAGGGGCUUCGUUUGGAUUGUCAGUGGAAUCUGGCCGCCAUUCCCUCGUCAAUCGGCGGCCUUGCGUCACUCAAGAGCCUGCACAUCACCGACAGGGGGAGAAUCACUCUCCUUCCAGACGCGUUCACCUCGUUACAGGCACUCGCGCAUCUCGUGAUUGAAAUGAACGGUGUGGAGGAACUGCCGCAGGACUGCGGCAAUCUGAUGCUGCUCAAAUCGCUCCAUCUGAUCGGCUGCCAGUGUCUCAGUUCCAUUCCCGAUUCUUUCGGGCAGCUUGCCAACUUGACGCAACUUUCCAUCAGUUGCUCCACAAGGCUUCAGCUGCCCGAGUCCAUCUCCAACCUUACAUCGCUGCUGACCCUCGAGAUUUCCAACUGCCAAGACCUCUCACCGCUGCCCGAGAGCUUCGGGAACCUCCCAGCGCUUGAAACCCUACGUCUGGAGGAUGUGGGGGGGAUCAGAAAUCUGCCCGCGAGUCUCGGGCAGCUGUCUUCUCUGGCGAAUCUCAUCCUCGCCGGCAUGACACUCCACCAUCUGCCUGACGGCGUCGCUCUCCUCCCACGCCUACGCACGCUCAAGCUAGACGUUGGAAUUGCCGUGCAGCGGCAUCCCUCCGUAUACCUCGCCACCACACUCAAAGAGCUCACGAUUGAAAAAACUAGAACUCUACAGUCUCUGCCCGAAGAAUUCGGGCAGCUUACUGCCCUCGAGGCCCUGCGCCUAAUUGAGCUUUCGCGGCUCAGCAGCCUGCCCACGUCGCUUGGCGACCUGACGAGCCUCAAGGAGCUGAAAAUAUCCUUCUGCAGCCUGCUGACGCAGCUUCCAGACUCCCUCACUCUGCUUUCUUCCCUUGAGCUGCUGGAAAUCAAGGAUUGCUGCAAACUGAUAGAGCUACCACAGGGCAUGGGGGAUGGUCUGCAUAGCCUGCGCGGACUGACUCUGCUCGAAUGCACGGCUCUCAACCACCUCCCUCCAUCCUUCUCCAGCCUCUCCUCCCUCGAAACCCUAGUAAUCCAUCGAGCAACCAGCUUAGGCGCGCUACCUGACGGGUUUUCCCACUUGACAAGCCUUAAGAAGCUCUCUCUUCAUGACUUACCACACCUGACCGCCCUGCCUGCCUGCCUCCCUGCCAUCGGCCUCACUCUCACCAGCCUCGAGGUCGUCGGCUGCAAGCAAAUCACAGCGCUGCCAGAGGAGAUCGGACGGCUGGGAGCGCUUGAAGCUCUCACGCUCUACAAUAUGCCCAACCUGAAGUCGCUCCCUCACUCGCUGUGUGAGCUGCAGCGGUUGAAAAGACUGCAAGUGAGCUGCAGUGCGCUGCAGUCGCUGUUUGGGGAUGAGGACGGGGCAGUCGUUCCGCAUGGUCGUGGGGCGGGAAGCACUUGCCUCCAGUUACCCGCCCACACGGGUAGCAGCAGUGGCGCUGGCAGCUGUGGGGGGUGCGAGGAGAGUGACAUGAACGUGUUGCUGCCAUCCCUGGAGGAUCUUCAACUGGCGGCCCUUCCAUCGCAGCACCUCGGUGCAUCGUUGGGCUCCUUCUCCUCGCUAUCCCACCUCGAGAUCUCGCACAUGAAUCGCCUCCGCUCGCUCCCACACUCCAUCUCUCGCCUCUCUCGCUUGCAAUCACUCACGAUCACUCGUGCCAAAAGCCUGCUAGCUCUGCCAGAGUCGAUAGGGCAGCUCUCAGCUCUCACAUCCCUCCACCUUGACGGUCUCCUUCCCGAGUCCUUCCCUGCUCUCUGCAGACUGCAGCGGUGCCAUUUCUGCAAUGUCGGCAUUUCGAGCCUUCCAAAUGACUUCUGGAAGCUCUCUGCUUUAAAAUACCUCAUGCUCACGUCACUGCCCAAACUCUGCAGCUUGCCCGAAUCUUUCUCGCAACUGCCCGCGCUGGAGGAGUUGAGCCUGACCCAGUGCGAGGGGCUGGCUCAGUUACCCUCGGGCCUGCAGCAGAUGGGGAAGCUGCAGACAUGCAUCAUCAGUGGGUGCCCGCUGCUGCCGACAAGAACAAUCGCAUCGAUUCACAAAGCGAACUUGGACGAGGGCGAGCGCUUGGUUGAGGAGGAGGAGGAGGAGGGGGAGGAGGAGGAGGAGGAGGAGGAGGAGGAGGAGGAGGAGGAGGAGGAGGAGGAGGAGGAGGAGGAGGAGGAGGAGGAGGAGGAGGAGGAGGAGGAGGAGGAGGAGGAGGAGGGGGGGGGGGUGGGGGGGGAGGAGGAGGAGGGAGGGGAGGAGGAGGAGGAGGAGGAGGAGGAGGAGGAGGAGGAGGAGGAGGAGGAGGAGGAGGAGGAGGAGGAGGAGGAGGAGGAGGAGAGGAGGAGAGGGGGAGGGGGAGUAGGAGGAGUUGGGGGCGGCAUGAAGCCGGGCGACAUCAUCACUGCGUCCAACGGCAAAACCAUCGAGGUGAACAACACGGACGCGGAGGGGCGGCUGACACUGGCGGAUGCGCUGCUGUACGCGCAGCAGCAGGGCGUGGAGAAGAUGGUUGAUGUCGCCACCCUCGCUGGCGCCUGCAUCAUCGCCCUCGGGAAUGACAUCGCUGGUCUCUUCACCCCGAGUGAUGAGCUAUCAGCGGAGCUGGAGGCGUCGUCCAAGGCGUGUGGCGACAAGGUGUGGCGCAUGCCCAUGGAGGAGGCGUACUGGGAGGGCAUGCGCAGCAAGCAUGCCGACAUGCUCAAUACGGGCGGCCGUGAGGGUGGCUCCAUCACUGCAGCGCUCUUCCUCAAGCAGUUUGUGGCGGAGGGGCUGCCAUGGGCGCAUGUGGACAUUGCAGGGCCGGCGUGGAGUGAGAAGAAGGGCGGAGGCACUGGCUUCGGUGCCAGCCUGCUCUACCACUGGGUCGCCUCCCAAUCAGGGCUCUCGCUAGGAUUCUGGCCUGUCUGA
Messenger RNA from Closterium sp. Yama58-4, 2955 nucleotides. The record is from the annotation of a GenBank genome assembly. Lineage: Eukaryota; Viridiplantae; Streptophyta; Zygnematophyceae; Desmidiales; Closteriaceae.